AUGCUCACCGCUCCAAUUCGCCUGAUUCAGGUAAAAUUCUCUUCACACACGCCCAAACAUGGCAACAAUCCCGGAAGCUUUGGAUCCCACCCAGUCGACACCCCAGCUUCCCAGCCUCUUCCGUCAACGAUGUUUUCGAGCCAUUCUUCAAGCAAACCAGCAGAAGUAGUCGCACCAGACUUCUAUGUGGAAGUCCAGAAAGCAGUCGAAGAGACUGCUAGAAGGUCUGAAGCAAUGAGGCAACAUCUGCUGGACGAACAACGUGCAGGACAAAGGAGGAUGGAGAAGAGACUGGAGGAGCUGAGAAGCCAGUUGGAAAGAGCCCCCCAGCCGAAAAUCAGCCAAGAGGCGCUCAAACAAUUGGAAGGAGAGGCAAGAAAGUUGGUGGAAGAGACAGAGGAGGAGGCGAAGAGAAAGCUGAAUUGCUUGGCUAUACUCAGCGAAGAGCUGAGAAAACGCCGAGAGAAGACCCAGCAGAAGAAGGAGAAGCUGAGAGUACAGAUGAGAGGAGCCGAGGCACGAUCCGAGAAGAUCGGAACUUCCAAAGAAGCUAUCAAGGAAGCAGUCUCUAAGCAGCUAGAGAAGAACAAGGACUCGAUAGAAGCAAGGUGCUCAUAUCCCCACCAGGCCACCGGAGACGUCUCAAAUACUGUCAAUUCAGUGGCAAUCCCACCAGCAAUACCAAGAUCAAUCAACUUUACCACCAACAAAGCGUCGUUUGAUUCCUCGUGA
This is a messenger RNA of Caenorhabditis remanei, 732 nucleotides long. RefSeq lists its product as uncharacterized. Lineage: Eukaryota; Metazoa; Nematoda; Chromadorea; Rhabditida; Rhabditidae. Bases 1 to 732 code for a protein of 243 amino acids. The record is from RefSeq and is a predicted model, not a curated record. The transcript has a single exon.